Molecule: messenger RNA, 2173 nt
Organism: Neltuma alba
Lineage: Eukaryota; Viridiplantae; Streptophyta; Magnoliopsida; Fabales; Fabaceae
Product: protein ROOT PRIMORDIUM DEFECTIVE 1-like
Exons: 2
Coding region: 434-1174 (246 amino acids)
Molecular function (GO): RNA binding
Source: RefSeq, a predicted model, not a curated record
GAAACUUGUGUUUCACUGGUACGGGGCUUACUGUGUUAAAAAAAAUGCCGAACUGAGAUAGGGGGCUAGCGCGCCGAGAGAGAGAGAGAGAGAGAGAGAGAGCGAGGAAAGGGUAUCUGAUUGUGCAGUGAAAUGGUGACCUACCUGGUGAAAUUUCUAAGAAAAAAUCCGGUCAGUCAUUUUAUAUGUGUUCGGUCAAAAACGACAUCUUCCCAGUAUGUAGCUUCUAGGGCUAGAGACCCCACGUUUGAGAAGCUGAUGGACAAGUACAAAAACCUUCUCAAAGUCAUUGCAAUUCAGGAUCUUAUCCUUGCAAACCCGAAGAAGCAGUCAGUCUCAGUUGAAUUUCUCUCCAGACUCUCCCAGAAGCUCCAUCUCAACCGUGGUGCCACCGCUUUUCUGCGCAAGUACCCUCAUAUUUUCCAUAUUUUCUAUGAACCAAGUUUGGCGGGAACUUGGGCUUCCUGAUGAUUUUGAGGACUCGGUUAUUUGUCAAAAUCCUCAUCUCUUUCAACUGUGCGAUGCUCAUGAACCUAAUACUCAUUUAUUGAAACUGGUUGAUGUGCUUCCCAACAGUCAUUUUACAGCAGCAGUUGAGAAUUGGAGGGUUGUUGAAUGCUGUAAAGAAGAUUGCAAGCUCGAUCGAACGGAAAUGCAGUUUAGUUUCAAACACACGCAUCCUCCAGGGAUGAGGCUGAGUAAGAGUUAUAAGGCCAAGGUGAAGAAAUGGCAGAGUUUGCCAUAUUUGGGGCCAUAUGAGAUGAUGGGUGAGAAGAAGAAAUCCAAGGCUGGAAUGAUGGCUUUAGAAAAAAGAGCCGUGUCAGUUGUUCAUGAAUUCCUUGGCUUGACAGUGGAGAAGAUGAUUGAAGUAGAGAAGAUAAGCCAGUUCAGAAAAUGGUUUGGGAUUGACUUGAACAUAAGGGAUUUGUUCCUGGAUCACCCGGGGAUAUUCUAUUUGUCAACUAAGGGAAAACGGCACACUGUAUUUCUGAGGGAAGCUUAUGAGAGAGGGUGUUUGAUUGAACCAAAUCCUGUGUACGAGGCAAGGAGAAGGCUUCUUGAUCUUGUUCUUUUGGGACGUCGGGGUCUACCUGCUGUUAAUUCCAAGUACCAGGAUCGAAGCAGUGACAAUGAGGAUGAACAAGAGUAUAGCCGACAAGGACAUGACUCAUAAUCUCCUUGACAGGAGCUUUACGACACUUGCAACGAUAACAAGGUUCUAUUUUCCAUGUCGCUUGACGGUCUUUGAUGUUUAUGUUCCUGCUGCUGGUACAAGGUAAUUCAUUCCAUGAAUAACUCUGCCUUUUUAAGAGGUUGAAUAUUUCAACUAUUUGAGUUCUGAAGAUGCUUGCUAUUGUAAUGAAGAUGAAAACUUUGAUCUCAAAUUUUCUGGACAAGUCAUUAGCAGAUGCAACUUAUGGAGAUGUUGGGUAUCUGGAAAAUAUCCUAUUUAAUGAGAGGCUUUUCUAUGGUAGAUGGUCAGCGUGAAUGGUUGAAAUGUUUUUUUAAUACUUUUUCGUUGUGUUGCUGCCUUAAUUUGAGCUGACAAUCGAUGACAUGUAAUUUUAGUUAUCUUUUUGUGACAUUAAAAGGAUGCAAAAAUUCUAUAUACCAUCUACUUAGCAUUAUAACUUUUGCUGCAGAGGCAAAAUACGAUGCCACAGUUCCUGAUUCUUUAAUGUUCUCUGAUUUUCAAUAUUGUGGUAGCUCUUAGACGGUUCCUCUCCGAAGAGUGCAUGGCAAUCAAAACGGAAGACUUUUCUUGGGGUGGUAGCUACCAUAUUUGUUCAAGAAUUGCUCCAGAGGAAGAGGCAAGGGCUUGAACAUGACAUCUAUUUUACCUUGGGGAAACCUCACGGUACUCAUUCAUAACAGUGGCUAGAAUCUCCAAAUUCAUAUGAUACUGGAAUCUGCAUAUGUCUGUACGCAGAUAAAUUAGCAAUAUAAAGAAUUUUCUAUAUAUUUUUUGUUUUUUCUCUGACCUCUAAGAGUUGUACUUUUUACUUUAGAUCCUGAACCAUGUCAAGUCAAAUACUACUAGCUAGUGCACUAAGGGGCAAUAGUUAAGAUGCAUUUGUGUAGUCCUUAUUUUGUGCCAAUAAAAUUUAUAGAAAAAUAGUUGUGUGAUAGAUUUACUUUGAUACUUUGGGAACACUAAAGUUUGCUUCGAAAA